AUGGGGUUCCGCGGUAUGAUUUUGACAUACGCUGCUGAAACUGUGUUUGAUCAUAGUACCCAGGCUCAACAUGGACAGGGAGUUGCUGCUUUGGAAAGCGAGCACGGGGAUGUGUCCACCAAUGCUUCGGUCCACCAGUGUCCCAGCAUCGAGGCUUGGCGGGAAGGGACAGUAGAGACCAUCUACAUGACAGAGGCAGAAGAUUACCUCGCAGUCAAGCUGACAGGCGCUGGUGUCAAAGUCACCGAGGCUUUUGCCGCUGGAAAGUUGCCUCCGCAGCAAAUGAUGGAUGCAUUGCAUGAGGUCUGCACCAAGGCCAAGGACCGAAAGGUUCGCAUCCUCGUCGAUGCCGAAUCUCAGCAUUUCCAAAAAGGCAUUGCACGGGUUGCUGUGGAACUUAUGCGCAAAUACAAUCGUGACGGUUAUGCCACCAUCUACAAUACCUACCAGGCCUACCUCAAAAGCACACCAGUGACACUGGCCAAUCAUCUCGCUGCGGCAAAAGAAGAUGGAUUCACUCUUGGUCUUAAGCUCGUGAGAGGCGCAUACAUGGCCACGGAUGAACGGUCCCUGAUCCAUGACACGAAGGAAGACACCGACAACGCAUAUAAUAUGAUUGCCCAAGGGGCGCUGAGAAAGAACAUUGGAGAAUUUGGAGAUAAGGGUAGCCGCGACUUUCCCUCGGUGAAUCUCUUCCUGGCCAGUCACAACAAAGAGAGCGUGGUGGCUGCCCACCAACUCCAUAAGCAUCGUGUCAUGUCUGGCUUGCCCACUGUGCCUGUGCGCUUCGCACAACUCCAUGGUAUGUCUGAUGAGGUUAGCUUUUCGCUGCUUCAAAUGAAUGAUGGCGAUGGAACACCAGAAGUUUAUAAAUGCUCCACUUGGGGAGCUAUGGGUGAAUGUCUGGCCUAUCUUCUUCGUCGGGCAAUUGAGAAUCGUGAUGCUGUUUUGCGGACAGAUAAUGAGUACCGGGCGUUGAAGACGGAGGUCUUUCGCAGAGUGAAGUCGGUGUUUUCUCUUUCGCCAUCUUCAUAG
Penicillium concentricum is the source of this 1035-nucleotide messenger RNA. RefSeq names its product proline dehydrogenase family protein. The transcript has 2 exons. Gene Ontology annotation, molecular function: proline dehydrogenase activity; FAD binding. Gene Ontology annotation, cellular component: mitochondrion. Bases 1 to 1035 code for a protein of 344 amino acids. Lineage: Eukaryota; Fungi; Ascomycota; Eurotiomycetes; Eurotiales; Aspergillaceae. The record is from RefSeq and is a predicted model, not a curated record.